Messenger RNA from Ylistrum balloti, 4566 nucleotides. RefSeq names its product F-box/LRR-repeat protein 3-like. Gene Ontology annotation, biological process: SCF-dependent proteasomal ubiquitin-dependent protein catabolic process; positive regulation of protein ubiquitination. Gene Ontology annotation, cellular component: SCF ubiquitin ligase complex. The coding region runs from base 159 to 1706 and encodes 515 amino acids. The record is from RefSeq and is a predicted model, not a curated record. Gene Ontology annotation, molecular function: protein binding. NCBI's taxonomy places the organism in Eukaryota, Metazoa, Mollusca, Bivalvia, Pectinida, Pectinidae. The transcript is spliced from 2 exons.
ACAGGUUAAUACACAGAGUCAUGUCUAUUUUGAGAAUUCAUGCCAAUCUCAGAAAGGAAGUUUCAUGGGAGUAAAUUCAACAUGAAAACUAGCGGAAGAUACAGGAUAUUUCACGGUGUUGACUUCAGAAUUUGAAACACUGUCAAACUCUUAGAGAAAUGGAAAGAGAGUCAGAAGAAGUGUCUAAAGGCCAGCUUACUGACUGGACAGACAAAUCACAAGCUCAAGAAUAUGGCAGCUGCACUUCAGAUGAUGCUUUGGACGCUAUAGUUGAAAGGGAAGGAACCCAGUCUCCUGUUAACAAUGAAGAUGUCCUUUUCUCAACUCCAGAUUUCAGUCAGCUUCCAGAAGUAGUUUGGGUGGAAAUCAUGAGUUAUCUGCCCCUCCACCAGCAGUAUGCUGUAUCUCAAACCUGCCAAGUCCUAUAUGAGAUUUUCAAUCAUCCAAGCUUGUGGCAUACAAUGAAGAUUCACUUGUUUGGCUGUACUGACAAUUAUUCUCAUGCCUUCAAAAGCAAGAUAUAUAUUCCAAAUAAGUACAUAAAACUUGUCAAUAGGUUUGGUAAAUUUUUCAAACAGCUUACUCUGUCUGUAACUGAAUAUCUCAACAGAUUCCCAGAGGAAUGGAUCAAAAUCAUGCAGGAACUUAGUAAACAAUGCCGUCUGGAGAGGUUGACCUUGGAGAUAGGAAGAUUGACCUCCUACUACCAUAUAGAUGGAUACCAGCCAUCAGAGAAUGAUAUUGGAACUUUGUUGUCGUUUAUUCAACAUGCUGUUCGAUUGAAGUAUUUUCACAUUAAAUCGUGGCCAAUGUACCCAAGCAGCCUAUCAAAUCAAGAUCUGAACAUCUUUGAUGUAAUGCUUAAAAACCCAAAACUGGAAAAUCUGGAGACUCUUAGCCUGUUCUGGUGUAAGGCUACAGAAUGGUCAGAGAGAAUGCCAAUCCUUCCUUCGCCAGAAGCAACCUUACCACUCAUACACAAUUAUAGGAAUCUGAAACAGCUAAGUUUACGAUCACCCAUGCUUGAUAAAGAUAUUAUACUGGAACUUUCUAAACCUGGACGCUGUAAGCUCAAACUUCUACAGGUUUUUGUGCACUUCACUCCACAAAAUCAAAACUUCAAAAUACCAGAGAUAGCAUCAUCACUAUGGAAACAGUUUGUUUUAGCCAAUCCAGAGGUGGAGAUGGAAUGUACAAUAUUAGCCAGAACUCCCCAUCUAGAAUUAGCAUCCAUGUUGAAAACAGAAUGUCCACUUACUGCAAUCACAUUUUUGAAAUUUUCAAAAUGUGACUCAGAAAUUGUUUCUGCUUUGAAUGAUAUGUACCACAAAAGUUUGAAGAAAUUUGCAUGCUAUUGUGAUCCAUCAUGCAAAGAAGAUGAAGUUGUCUCCCUUGCAGUGAGAUCCCCGAAUCUGAAUCAGUUGGUAUACCAUGGAUCUCUUAGCUGUGAAUCAGUUGAAAGAUUGGCACAACUCCGUGGCACAUUUUGGAAAGAUUUUGUUAUCCUUGAUAGCUGUAUCACAGUCCAGAAUGUACCCUCCUAUGAUGAUGAUGAUGACAGAGUUAUUGCCCCUGGGGAAGAUGGCCAAUAUUAUCUUGUUGGAAUUGCAAGGUUUCAUCAGUCGGUACACCCUGAUUCACAGCGAAAACAAGAAAUGCAGGACAAAGUGUCAGAAGCCUUGGGGUACAAAUGGAAGCCAGCUUAAAAGUCGUAAUCACCAAUAUGUUAUGUAUUUUUGGAUAUUUUUUUGUCUACGCCCAGCUAUAUGCAAAUUUAAUCAUCACAUAGGUGUAUGCAUUUAUCUUGAUAGGGAUGAUAAAUACUCUAAUAGAGAAUUUAUUUGAAUCAGCUGCAUUUUUAUAUUGGUUAUAUUAUUGAAUAUGUAUUGUGUCAAUUUCAUUAUUUAUUUUACUACAACAAGGCAUAUCGUGGUUUAAAAUUAUGUUUUAACUUGAGGUAAACAGUUACAAAAUUGUUAUGCCAUAGCGAGUAAGCAAAGCUUGAUACUUCUAUUUCUACAAGAACAAAUUACCAUAUGCUGCUAUUAACCUAAAAUGACAGCAUUGUGCUUUCUGUAUCAUUUUAUCAAAUUAAAAAAAAAGUACUUACCAUAUUGAAAACAAUAGGAAUAUUCUUCUCAUAGUAAUUUCAGAAGAUGUAAGGUACUAAUAUUUGGUCAGUAGGUAUCUAGAAUAGAGUAGUACAAAGUUUCUUCAUGUAAAUGACCUUGACCAAUUUAAGGUAACAGAAGUCAAAUUUGUAAAGGCACUUUUGAUAAUCUUCUCAACUUCCAGAAGACUUAGGGUACUGAUGUUUGGCCAGUAUGUACUUGACAUGAUGUGAUACAAAUGUUCCUCAUAAAUUUUCUUGACCCAUUUAGUAUUUUCUAGGUCACUGUGGUAAAAUAGGUUAAAGCAUUUGACAAUCUUCCUCUUAAGAUCCAGAAGUCUCAUUGCAUUGACAUUAGGUCAGUAGGUACCUUUGAUGGCGUGCUGUAAGGUUUCAUCAUAUAUAUUUUCAAGGUCAUAGGGUAAAGUAAGUUAAAAACUUCACUAAUCAUCUCCAGUUCUUGAAGACCCAGAGUACUGAAAAUUGGCUAGUAGGCACCUGAGAUGAAGAGCUUAACAUUUCCUCAUAUAAAUGACUUUGACCAAUUCUCAAGGUCACAGUAGUAAAAUAGGAUCUUUAGUUCCAAAAGACUCAGGUUACUGAUAUUAGGAUAGCAGAUGCCUGGGAUGAGAUGUUCCGAUUCCAUGAUUUACAUGACCAAGGUCACAGGAGGAAAAGAAGUUUGAAAAGUUUUAUAUUCUUUCUAUCAGGUUCCAGACGACCCAUGGUAGUGAUGUGUUGGCAGUAGGUUAUUGACAUAGAGAGCUGCAAUCUUUCCCCAUGUAAAUGACAUUGACCUAUCUUGAAGGUCGCAGCAGUAAAUUAGAUUAAAAAAUUUAUUGUCUUCUCAGUUCCAGAAGACCUUCAGUACUGAUAUUAGGCAUGGAAGUACCUGAGAUGACUGUUAUAAAUUUUUCUCACAUAACUGAUAUUUAUUAAAUUUUGCUCUUAUAACUGACAUUGACCUAAUUUCAAUAUCACAAGAGCAAAAUAGGUUAAAAUCUGUUUCAUAAUUGUCUUCUCAAAUUUCAGAAAAUACUGAUCAUAUGCCAGUAGGUACCGAAGAUUGGAGUGCUUCAAAUUCCCAUCAUAUGAAUGACCUUGACCUAUUUUCAAGAUCACAAGUGUGAAACAUGUCUGAAAAAUUGAGUGAUCUUCCCAAGUUACAGAAGAUCACAAAUCUUAAUAUUCUACCAGAAGAUUACCUUGACUCAUCAUCAGGAUCAAAGGUGUCUUAUAGGUUGUUAAUCUUCAUGAAAUGUUUUAAUAAGUUCCAAAAGACCUAGAGUAUUGAUAAUUUGAAGGGAAAUAUAUUGAAUGAAGUGCUGUGAAGUUUCCUCUUAAAAUAAAUUGACCUAUUUUCAAGGUCACAUUAGAGAUUAGUAAAUUAAAACAGUUCAAGAAUCAUCUUAAGUUUCAGAAGACUGGGGUCAUGAUGAUUUGCAAGCAGGUACCUUGAAUGAAGUGCUGCACAUUUUCCUCAAAUAAAUGCCCUGCAAUUUUAAAAGGGUCAAAUUUACUAAAAAAAAAAUUAAACACAAUUUCUUGAAAACCAUAAUAUCAAAAGCAAACAUUAUUUUGAUAUCAUGACCAUCAGUAUCAUUGAAAUAUACUUUGGCAUCUUGAAAAAGGGUUACAAAACAUAUGGUUAUUUUAGCAUUCUUUUCUUAAAUUAUCCAUUUGAUCACGCCCCCUCAUUUCAUUCAGUCUCCUAUAUAGUCAAUGAAUUUUAGUAUCCCAAAUUACCAUUGAUCAUGAUGAUGAUAAAGUUUAUUUACCGAAAUAGCCCAUUGGUUAAGAUUAUGAAUGUAAUAUAUUGUAUACGAAACAUUGGUUAGUACCUUGGUUUGUACCUCAGCUCUAGGUUAUAUGUAUUUGACACAGUCUAGGCUAUAUAUAUAUAGAGCUAUGUGUGAGUAUGUGAUUUCUGUUUAAAUUUAACAAUAGAAUCCCCAAAUAACACAUCCUUGAUAUUCCAGGGGUUACGAUCACAGUGUCUCUCUGUACCCCUGGAACAGGGGCAAAAUUGAAGGUACAAGUGAUGUAAUUUGAUUGGUUCUAGGAUAAAUAAACUGACUAAUCACAGGCUGAUAUGCUCCUUUACAAGAUUACAAAGGAGAAAUACCCAGCUUCAAAGCCAGUAUAAGAUACCAAUAUUUGACCUUGAGAUUUGUUUUUUUAUGUUCAUCAAAUGAUCGAUCUAGUAUUUUGGUUUUGUCCAAAAGGUGUCACACAUGUAACCUUCAAUUUUGCCAUGACAUGUUCCAGGGGUGUAGAGAGUGAAAGUGAUUGUAUUUGGACCCUGGAAUAUCAGGAUUAACGUAACAUGUAGGAUGUAGUAAUGUCAGAAGUCUGUUCUCUAGAUAUUAUACUUUAUUUGUUAUGUACAUGUUUGGUUUAUGAGGAUGGUUUUACACUGGACUGUUUCUAUUUAUUAAAUCAAGUAUUUUAACAAU